Molecule: messenger RNA, 1431 nt
Organism: Telopea speciosissima
Lineage: Eukaryota; Viridiplantae; Streptophyta; Magnoliopsida; Proteales; Proteaceae
Product: pentatricopeptide repeat-containing protein At1g07740, mitochondrial
Exons: 1
Coding region: 26-1420 (464 amino acids)
Molecular function (GO): protein binding
Source: RefSeq, a predicted model, not a curated record
GCACUGUUGGUCAUUACUUUCCUCCAUGUUCUCACUGAGAACAAGAACUGUCGAUCAGACACGGACAAGCAUACUUCACCAUUCGAUCAAAUCAGUCUCAUACCGCACUCUUCGUCCAAACAGACCUGGAAACAAAAGCCGCCAUGGAUUGCCUCGUAAAGCCUCUCCAAAACCUCGCACGCCUAUUCCUUUUGUUACCCAUCUCAAGGAAGUUGAUGACCGACAUGAUGCACUAACCAUCUUCCAUGAAUAUCAACAAAAGGGAUUCAAACACGACUAUCCCUCCUAUUCUGCUCUCAUUUACAAACUUGCUCGUUCUCAAGAUUUCGAAGCAGUUGAGACUCUUCUCGAUUACAUCCGAGACAACAAUAUACGGUGCCAAGAGACCCUCUUUAUCGCUCUAAUCCAACAUUACGGAAAAUCCAAUUUAUCCCAGAGGGCCAUCGACCUCUUCCAUAGAAUCCCCUCUUUCAAUUGCACUCGUACAUUACAGUCCUUCAAUUUCCUCCUCAACGUCCUGGUCGAAAACGGUCGGAUCGCUGAUGCAAAAGAGAUCUUUAACCGCUCAUCCAAGAUGGGUUUUCGGAAGAAUUCUGUUUCCUUCAACAUUAUCAUCAAAGCUUGGCUUGAGAAAGGCGAGUGGGAACAAGCGUGCCAACUGUUUGAAGAUAUGCUCGAGAGGGAAGUCCAACCUACUGUAGUGACUUAUAAUAGCUUAAUUGGGUUUCUGUGUAAAACGGGUGAUAUGGAGAAGGCCAAGAGUUUGCUGGAAGACAUGUCCCGGAAAGGGAAACACCCAAAUGCGGUCACCUACGCUUUGGUGAUGGAGGGUUUAUGCUCUAUGGGGAAAUAUGACGCCGCAAGAAAGAUGAUGUUUGAUAUGGAGUACCGAGGGUGCAAACCACGCCUAGUGAAUUUUGGGGUUUUGAUGACGGAUCUCGGAAAGAGAGGGAAGAUUGAGGAUGCAAAAGCCUUACUCAAUGAGAUGAAGAAGAGGCGGUUUAAGCCAGAUGUGGUAACGUACAAUAUCUUAAUAAAUUACUUGUGUAAGGAAGGAAGGGCGGCAGAGGCUUACAAAACCAUGGUUGAAAUGCAGAUCGAAGGUUGCGAACCUAACUCUGCGACGUAUAGGAUGAUGGUUGAUGGGUUUUGCAAGGUUGGAGAAUUCGACAGAGCUUUGAGGGUUUUGAAUGCAAUGUUCACUGAUAGGCACUGCCCGCGCUUAGAGACAUUUUGGUGUUUGGUUAUUGGACUCUGUGAGGGUGGGAGGUUGAGUGAUGCUUCCUUUGUUUUGGAGGAGAUGGAGAAGAGGAAGAUGAGGUUCCAUUCAAAUGCUUGGGAAACUUUAGUUAAGAGUUCUUGUGGUUCAGAUGGAGGUGCAACUGAGCUCCUAAAAGAGCUGCUCUGUAUGGCUUCAUAGGCUUUGGGUAG